Effrenium voratum is the source of this 5679-nucleotide messenger RNA. Lineage: Eukaryota; Dinophyceae; Suessiales; Symbiodiniaceae. The record is from the annotation of a GenBank genome assembly.
AUGGCAAUGUCUACAGGGCACCUGCUGCCGCCCCAGUUGGCGCCACGCCGGGACCCUUCGCCGCCCCGCGGCCCACCUCCGCUGCGCGGGGGCUCCCCCCGCGGGAGCUUCGUGCCGCCGCCGCCGCCGCCAGCGCUGGCGCCGGAGGCAGAGGCGGAUGGCCGGCGAGCCGGUCCUGAGGCGAUGCUGGAGCCCCCGCUCGCGGCGGAGCUGCGCCCCCCGCAGCGGGAGCUCGGCAUCGCGCAGACCGCCGAGCUGCUGCGGCGCUUCCGGCGGGAGGAGAACCUGCUCACGGAGCUCAGCCUCGCGGAGCUCGAGGACUUUGCGGAGCUCUGCUCGCCUUUGUCCUUCAAGCGCGGGGAGCUGCUCUUCGCGCGCGGGGAGCCCUGCAGCUGGCUGGGGCUGCUUCUCGCCGGCCGCGCCUCCGCGCUGCUGCCCGGCGGAGCGUCCGGCGGCGGCAGCGGGGAGCUGCGUUUGGGGGAGCACGCGCCCGGGGAGAUGCUGGGACUGGCGCGGGUGGCGCUUUGGGAGCGCAGUCACGCGCGGCCGUACACUUUGCGAGGCUUGGACGAUGGCUGCAUCGCGGUUCUCAGCUACGACCAGCUCGAGAGCUUGCGCCGGGCGCGGCCGGGCUUCCACCACGCCUUGCUUCGCGCGCUGCUUCUGCAGCUCGCGGACGGAUGCGGCGCCUUCUUCCGCGGCUGCCCCGUCUCCAACAACCUGAAGUGGAGCCUUGGGAGCUUCACGGAACGAAGGAUCCUGGACUUCCUGCUGCAGCUUCGGGACCAGGGGAAGCUGCUGACCAACCUGGACUACCACGCCCUGCUGGCUCUAGCCUGCAGACUGCGGGUCACCCAGUGGCAGGCGCGCAGCAACGUGCUGUCCAAGGGCGAGCCGCUGAGCGGCUGCCUGAUCUUGCUGGACGGCAAGUUCACGGGCUUCCGGGACGCAGGGGGCAGCCCCUCCCUGUUCUUCGGGCCCGGGGACUGCGUCGGCCUGGAGUUUCUGCUGGGCGGGGUGCAGCCUUGCCCCCUGGACAUCUUCGCGGCGCGGCCCAGCCUCGCCGCCCUGCUGCUGCCCUCGGACCUUGAGGAUUUGCGCCGGGAGUAUCCCGGUCUAGCCACGCAGUUGCUGCAGGCGCUCUACAGCAAGCUGUUCCUGGAGCUCGCGGCGCCCCAGCCGGAAGCGCUGCUGCUGCUGGCGGAGGCCACGGAGCGUUUGCGCUUCGCGCCGGGCCACCGCCCAGCCUACCCGACGCCCUUAAGGUACCCCGGGCUGCUGACGCCAGAGGAGGCCACGGUCGCGCUGAAAAUGGCGGAGGCCACGGCUCCGAAGCCGCGGUGGGUGAACCCAUCUCACAGCAGCAAGGUCCUGGAAGGAACGGCAGCGCGGGAGGAUGCGGCCAUCAGGCGGUUCUUGACCGACCCCUAUGGCUUGACAGCCUCCUGGGCUGAGCAGGAGCCUGCGAAGGCAGAGUGGCUGCUGGGCUCCUUCCUCACGCAGAAGCUGGUGGACAGCCAAAUUGCUGGACCCGAACACAGAGCCAAAGCGCGAGAGGCUGCUCUGCAGGCCAUUGGCCUUGAGACCCGGCGGCCUGCCCUCUCCGAUGGAAGGCACCCACUGUCGCCCGCGGGCGGCUUCGAUGGCUUUGGGGCCAACGUGGAAGCCAGGAUAGGCCUCAGAAGCCCCGAGCGCGCCCGCGAUCGCUCGCGCGAGCGCGAGUCUCCCCGCAGCCGCUCACAUUGGAAGGAGGCCGGGCUCAAAGCCGCCGCGGCGGAGCGCGGGCGCUCGCGCCCCAGCUCGGCGCCGCCCUCCAAAAGCGGCGCUUCCUUUGGGGCGGCGCCGGCGCGCGGGGCAGCGCCGCAAUGGCCCAGCAGCGCGCCAGGUGCUGAGCAGGGCAUCAUGGACCUGAUGAGUGCCCCGCCUCCGUCGUUCAAUUGCCCGCAUUGCAACAAGAAGGUGCACCUGCCGAAGAGUUUGACGCCCAGCAGCCUGGAAGCUGGCGUGGUCAAGACAGGGCCUCGAAGUCGAAGAGGAGAGGAGGAGGGGCUUCAACCUCAGCGCCGCAAAGUGGCCAAGGUGGUUAGCUCCACCUACCGGCACGGGAAUCGUGCGGACUUCUAUGUUGAUGGUAAGAAAGUGGCCCUGGAGUCGGGGAAGUGGCAGCUGCAUGAGUACCAAAGGCGCGGCUUCAACGUGGUCACCUUGGACCCCGACUCCCAGCAGAUCAUCUCCGCCAUGUCUUACGAUGUCUCCGGAAGUGGAAAUGUGGCUGCUGCCCAGCUGGCUGCGGACCUCAAUGCGCUGCCCGAGGGCCGCGUGGUCCUCAUCGCGGUGCGUGGCAGCGGCAUGGAAGCCUUGAGUGGCGCGGCUGUCCGUGCGCUGGGCCGGGUGGGCGCAAGCUCCGCAGUGUCCGGGGGCCGAUCACAGGAAGGCUACGCACUCAUCGGGAUCAAAGGAGGCGAGGCGGCGGCGGAGCGUCGCGGGCACCAUGUGGAGGUGGAGGCGAAGCUGCCGCGGCCUCCGUGGCAGGACGCAUCGAAGCGGGGUGACACCAUGGCGGCGGACCCCUCCUUCGCCCCAACGGUCGAGAGGCUUCAACUGCGGCAGCUGUUCCGCGCAGUGCUGCUGGUCGCCUCCAGCUUCUUCCGAGACGUCUCCAGCAGAAAGAAGGCUUGGGCUUUGGCCGCGGCGCUGCUGGUGACCAUGCUGAUCUUCGCCUUGCUGCAGAUGUGGUUCCUCACCACGCUGCGGGAAUUCCAGAAUGCGCUCCACGACCAGGACCAAGACCGGUUCUUGUCCGCACAGAUGCGCCUCAUCAGGGUCUUUUUGACCAUCAUGCCGCUGAUGAUGGUGCAGGCGCUCUUGCGGGGCACUUUGUCUUUAGAGUGGCGGCGUCACCUCACGGAGGUCUUACUGAAGCGGUACAUUGGCGACAACAAGAUGUAUUAUCGCCUCAAGCUGUUGGGCCGCGGCUUGGAUAACCCCGACCAGCGGAUCGCCCAGGACUGCGGGGAGUUCACCGACGUGAUCCUAUCCUUUGUUACCACGGUUCUGCAGCAAGUGAUGCUCAUCCUGGUGCAAGCGGGGCUUUUGCUCACCAUCUCCCACCAUAUUUUCUACUUCUUGGUCCUCUACGCGCUCUCUCUGAACGUCCUGUCCUUCGCGGUCUUCGGCGGCCCCUUCACCCGGCUCCAGCGCACCAUGCUGGCGCAAGAGGCCACCUUCCGCUUCAGCCUGGUGCGGAUCCGCGAGCACGCGGAGCCGGUGGCCUUCUUCGGCGGCCACGGCUUCGAGCUGCAGCGCUGCGCGGAGCUCUUCGCGCAGCUGCUGCGGACCUUGUACCGAUUGCUCUACGUGUCGAUCUGCUUCGUGCUCAUCGAGUCCUCGACGGGAUAUGCGGCCCACGUGGUUCCCUUUGUGAUGCUCGCAGGGAGGUACUUCGCCGGCGCCAUGGACUUCGGCGCCAUGAUGGAGGCGGCCGCGGUGCUGGGGGCGCUGCAGGGCGCCUUCACCACGCUGGUCUCGCAGCUGGGUGCCAUCACCAACAUGGGGGCGCAAGCCAUCCGCAUCCAGCAGCUUUGGGAUGCGCUGGAAGAGCCGGACAUGGAUGACGUGGGCAUUCAGACCGAGAUUCUUUCUGCAGAGGAGCCUUGCCUGGAACUGGAGCGCCUCACGCUCUUCCCGCCCAGAGGGCACUUGCCGUUGCUGCAGGACCUUUCCCUGGAGCUGCGGACAGGUGAGUCCUUGCUCCUUUGCGGACCCAGUGGCAUUGGCAAAAGCUCGCUGCUGCGCGGCAUCGCCGGGCUCUGGCAUCGAGGUAGCGGCACCAUACGGCGGCGCGCCACCAGGGAGAUCGCCUUUCUGCCGCAAGAGACGUAUCUCUGCCUGGGCUCCCUGCGGGAGAAUACCACGUAUCCUGCGACCGCUGCGAAGAAUCCCAGCGACAUGGAUGUGCAGGAGGCGCUGGAAAUGGCGAACCUCUCUUACUUGGUGAAACGCUUUGGCCUGGACGCCCCGGUGGACUUCGACUCCGUGCUGAGCGGCGGGGAGCGCCAGCGGUUAGGCUUCGCACGGCUCAUGCUGCAGCGACCGAGAUUCGCCAUCUUGGAUGAGGCCACGUCCGCGCUGGAUGUGACCAACCAGACUGCGAUGUACCUCAACCUAAAGAGGCAGGUGGGGAGCUACGUGUCGGUGGGCCACUCCGUGAGCCUCGAGGCCUUCCACACCCAGAAGUUGGUCAUGGAGAGGGGCGCGGGGCAGUUCGCCGCGUGGCAUCUGGAGCCCAUUCAGAGCGGCCCGGCCGAAAGCCAAUUGGAAGCCGGAGUGGGCAGAGAGCCCCAGGAUUUGUCGUGGUACUUCCAGCAGCAGAAGCGAUUUCUGGAGGACCUCAAGGUCAGCGAAGACCGGCAUGACGCCUGGAACUCCAAGGUCUUCAUGCAGGAGGAGGAGAUCGAGAAGCUGAAGCAGCAGGUGAGGAAUCUGGAAGAAGAGAGGGAUGGCCUGCGCAAGGACAUGAAGGAGGCGGUGCGUGAGCGUGACGAGUGGCAGGUCUCAGCGUUGCGGGUGAUGUCGAAGCGGGAGUUCAGAUCCAGCGUGGAAGCCUUGGAGGCGGCCCGGCGAAGGUCCUUCAGCCUGGGAGACUCUGGGAGCUUCCAUUGGUGGAAAGAGGAAACUGAGUGGCUGGACGAAAAGGCCGCUACCGCCCUAAGCUCUCUGAAGCAGGCAGGCCCUUGGCAUGAGCACCGCCUGAGCGCGCGAGCGCUGAGGGGCAAAGCUUCCCCGGAGCGCCGUGAUCAUAUGGGGAUCCCUGCCGUUUCUGAAGCUAAGAUGUUUGCCAGCAGCCUCUGGCAGGUGCAGCGCUUGCUGCAUGGCUCCACCAGCCACGUACUACUGCCCGUGGGCCUGGUGGCGGUGGCUGCUGUCCUGGUUCUCUACAAGCACUCGCAGGAUGACAGCGGCGGAGAUCCGACCAAGACCUUCCUGGCAUUGAUUGUAGUGCAAAUGCUUCCCUUGGUCUUCCUGGAGAAGCAAAUCCUCUCGUGCCCGGACCCUGUGGCCAUGCUCUCGCGCUUCGGCGCCAAGGUGCUGCUGAUGCACGCGUGCUUCCUGGCACUGCGCAUUUGCACCUGGCCUUUGCUGGAGGUGGGCAUCGGCUACUGCAACUUGCUGGGCUUCCUGGGUGUGGCGCUGGCGCUCUUCCAAGGCUUUGGCUUCCGCCCCUCGCAGCUGCUGCAGCACCGGGAUCUCUUGGGCCUGGUGCUGCUGGGCGUUGGCGGGGCCUUUCUCACAGAGGUGGUGGACUUCUACAGUCACCAGACAUUGCUGGAGAGCACCAUCUUCACUGCUGCCAACUACAUCGAGAUCUUGGCCUUCGUGCCGGCGGUGUGGAUGGUGCACCACACCGUGAAGAAGGGAGAGGACUGGAGCAGCAUCACCGCAGCGAGGCAGUCUCAGGCAUUGGCCUUCUUUGCCUUUUUGGUGCUCUUCUACAUCAUGGAGGACCUCAUCUCCGCCUACCGCCUCUACCAAGUGGAGCCCUUGGGCUCCGCAGGCCACGUGGUGCACUUCCUGCUACUGCUGGAUUUUGCCUGCUUCGUGCUGGCCCACAUCUACAACGCCGAGGGCGUCUCUGGCAGUUUACUGCGAUUCUGGGGCCCAACACAGCACUGGGUCUGA